Polypterus senegalus (gray bichir) is the source of this 4980-nucleotide messenger RNA. RefSeq names its product stearoyl-CoA desaturase b (gene scdb). Gene Ontology annotation, cellular component: endoplasmic reticulum membrane. The coding region runs from base 177 to 1193 and encodes 338 amino acids. The transcript has 6 exons. Gene Ontology annotation, molecular function: stearoyl-CoA 9-desaturase activity; palmitoyl-CoA 9-desaturase activity; iron ion binding. The record is from RefSeq and is a predicted model, not a curated record. NCBI's taxonomy places the organism in Eukaryota, Metazoa, Chordata, Cladistia, Polypteriformes, Polypteridae. Gene Ontology annotation, biological process: response to fatty acid; unsaturated fatty acid biosynthetic process.
UCCCUACUCAAACCUCCCUCACAAGCAACGAGCUACUGAACAUCAUCGGAUUCAGUGCGCACUUGUGAAGCUUUUGGAUGGUACCGGCAUUGCUGCGUGUUACUGCGUCUUUCCUGUAACUGCGCACCCGCACUAAUCUGCCUAAAGGCUGCAUCCCCGAGAACAUCCUUUCAAAAAUGAACGACAUUCAGGCAUCACACCGGGAGACGAAAUUCAACUCUGCGGUUAAUGGAAAUGGCGUGAUAACGGCAGUGACUUCCACUGUGGAAGACGUAUUUGAUGAUACCUAUAGAGAAAAAGAGGGGCCAAAACCUGCAAGGAGAAUAGUGUGGAGAAAUGUAAUAUUGAUGUCUCUGCUGCACUUGGGAUCACUGUAUGGACUCACCCUUCUGUUUUCUGCAUCUGCAGCGACCUUGGCGUGGGGGAUUCUGUGCUACUGGAUAAGUGCUUUAGGUGUGACGGCAGGUGCUCACAGAUUGUGGAGUCACAGGUCCUAUAAAGCCACAUUUCCACUACGAGUCUUUCUGGCUAUUGCUAAUUCAAUGGCUUUCCAGAAUGAUAUUUAUGAGUGGGCAAGAGACCACAGGGCUCAUCAUAAGUAUUCUGAGACCGAUGCUGACCCUCACAAUGCCUCCCGAGGAUUUUUCUUUUCUCACAUUGGAUGGCUGCUGGUACGCAAGCACCCUGAUGUGAUUGAGAAGGGCAGCAAGUUGGAGCUCAGUGACUUGAAAGCAGAUGAGGUUGUCAUGUUUCAAAGAAGAUAUUACAAGCUAUCUGUUAUUCUAAUGUGUUUCACAAUCCCAACUGUUGUUCCUUGGUACUUCUGGGGAGAGUCUCUCUGGAUUUCUUACUUUGUUCCUGGGCUUCUGAGGUACACACUGGUGCUCAAUGCCACUUGGCUGGUGAACAGUGCUGCACACAUGUGGGGAAAUAGACCUUAUGAUAAAAAUAUCAGCCCAAGGGAGAACAGAUUUGUCACCUUUAGUGCCAUUGGAGAAGGAUUCCACAACUACCAUCACACGUUUCCAUACGACUAUUCAGCAAGUGAAUUUGGCUGGAAAGUGAACCUAACAACUUGCUUUAUUGAUUUCAUGUGUUUCCUGGGCCUUGCUAACGAUCCCAAGAAAGUGCCAAAGGAAGUAGUGCAAUCCCGUGUGCAGCGUACAGGGGAUGGAAGCCACAGGAGUGGCUGAGAGAAACAAGUACCUCAUAACCCACAAAAAUGUGAUAAUAAGGUUGCUUUCGGAACAAGGUGGCUCUGUGGUGUAGCAAAAAAAAAAAAAGUUGUCAUACUCCUUGUGAAGUUAACCUUUAAAUAAAUGGGUAAUAGAAUUAAAUAAAUCCCAGCACUCAUUACUCCACUAGUAUCAGCCUCACCCAAAAAGCAUUUUUGCUUUUUAGCAAACAAACCUUUAAGGAAAAAAUAAAAUCUCUCUACUUUAUACGACUUCACAAGAUAGGAUAGCUACCUACCUUACUAUUCGGUUAACAUUUUUGGGCCAGUGGAUUUAAAAUGAAGUAGUCCUAAAAAGCUGUCUGCAUUUAAAAAAAAAAACAUAAUAAUGUGAAAAUAAACCACUGUGUGUCAGGCCUAAAAUAUAACAUAAAUUCAGUACAACAUUUGUCAAGACUCUGUGCAGAGCACAGAACUGCCUUUGCUGUUAUAGACCAAGAGGAUACUCUUGAUUGGUACUGAAUAUUGCUACUUUGACAUAUGCCACUGAAAAAGUAGCAGGAUAUAAAACAGAAUUAAAAUUAUCCAAAAAAUUUACUGUAUUUAGAAGUUUUCAACCCCGAGCAAAUGUUAUCCUACUUAAAAAGGAUUUGUAGAUUAUAUUUAAGAUGGUCACUGCCUUCUAAAAUACUUGUGAAUUUCAUUAGAAGAGAAAUAAAUUAAAUACCAGGGUUUUUAAGGUAGCACGGUACACAGUGGUAGAUUUUAUAUGACAGCAAGAAUAUGAGUGGCAGUAUUAAUUUCAUCCAAGGGCCUUGAACAAGCACCAAAAUAAAAUCAGAGGCAUCUAGUUGUUGUAAUACUGCUUGUUUGAGGGGUUUUAGUCAGUACUUGUAUAGAAGCUGCAUUUCUUUGAUGGGCUUUGUUAUAUAAGAACAUAUAAGAAGUCCAUCGUCGACUGAUUCUGUUACCUCUCACUGAAAUAGUGCAACAACUCUCCACCAGUUCCAAAAUGUAUCUAGUGACAGCAGCUACAGAGGGAAAGGUCAAGAGAGUCCUUAGAAAGGUGGACCUCAACAGUGAAUGCCUGUCAAUGCAUUCAGAGGAAGCAGAAUGAGGAAUUAAUUAAGCUUUGCUCAUAUGCAGUUAUAUUGUGUUGCUGAAAUGGCUGGAAGGAAAAAACAAGUUUCACACUGGUGAAACUGAGGGGAAUGUCUCUUUGGCUAUAUGAGCCCCUCAAUACAUGCCAUUGGUAUUCUAGAGAAAUUCUACUCCUUUUUAUUUAUUUAGCAAGACACAAUCAAAAAAUUGUGCCUAAUGCCUUACUACUUUAGAUCCAUUUCCAGGGUUGCCUUUAUUUUCUAUGAACCUGAAUGGCAGUUUCACAUAGUAAUUAUUGGCAACUUGAAUGGAUGGCAGGAUAUCUGCUGCUUGAGGUAAAAAGUGUUUUUUCACUAACAAGGAUCUUUUUGGGCAAUGUGUUUGAACAGUAUGUGCCAACCUAAAAAAGAAUUUGUGAAAUUUAGUUUAUAUGGACCAAUUUCUUUUUAAAUAUAUGUAAACGUUGGAAUUUCUAACUGACUUUAUAAAGCAAAUUGGUGCUUUAUGACUGCCUUAAUAAUUAAAGGCAGUGGCUUUUCCAGAGCUGAGAUCUAACCUUAGCACUUACUAAGUGUAGCAAACCAUAUAAUAAUUAGGUGCCCUAGAUUUGGCUGCACAGUUUCUUGACUCCAAAGGCAAUUUUCAUAAUUUUGAUAAAUGUGUAAAAAGAUUAGUGAUUUAGUAGAUGUAGUCAUAGAACACUGUGUUUGAAUUUGUGCACUAAGGAUGUGAAUUAAUGAUAAGCAUUUUAAAUAAACUAUUCUUUAUUUAAUUGCUUUACAAUUUGUUGUUGAGUUCUUUCUUGGUGUGUACUUUAGAACAUCAGCAACAAACUGCCUUAAAAUGUUUACUCUGCGGGCAUAUUUUUGGGGAAAUUACUAUUGCAGACUGUACAUUGUAAUUUUUUGUUUUGUGAGAAUAAUAAAAUGUGUUGUUGUUGAUAAUUGAUUCACCUCAGUUUUAAUAAGCUAUUGAUAAACCAUUAAGACAUUAAUGUGGAAAAAGCAAAGAAAGGAAGAAAAUUUUAUGCAUGUUUCAAGAAAAGGCCAUGUAGCUAGUUACAGUAUAUAAAGCUUCUCCAUGUAGUGACACAGUGGUUAGUGCUGCUGCCUCAGACCUCCAAACCCUGAAUUUGAGACCAGACCCAGGCAGUCUCCAAGUACUCUGGUUUUUCUUCAUCAUUUCAGAUAAAUUAAUGCUAGACUAAUCUGUGUUCCUAUAUUUGCCAUGUUAAAUUAAGUUUUUGUGCGAGAGUGCUCUGUAAUGGAAUGAAGGGCACUCCAUCCUCGGAUGAGUAAUACCUUGUGACCUUGGGGGUUCCAUUAUGACCAUGCACUAAAACACGAUAGACUGGUUGGGAGCAUUCACUGAUAGCACGGUGCUGCACCCACCACACCAUCUUGAUUGUGACUCUAAUGCAGUGGGUGACACCUUGGCAUCACACUGGAACAGCGUGAGGCUUUCUAACAGUGGCUGGAGUACCAAUGCUGCCACCAACGCACCUGCUUGCAGGGCUGGAUCCAGAUUAACGUCAUACCCAGGAUGAAGCAAUUACAGGUUGAGUGCCUUGCUCAAGGGCCCAAAGGAGUGGAGUCACUUCUGGCGUUUAGGGGAUUCAAGCCAACAACCUUCCGAUAGUCACUGCAGAUCCCUAGCCUCAGAACUAACACUUCACUGAAUAAAAAGGACUUAAAAUGAAUGUAUAGAUGAUUUUGUAAAGAGAAACUUAACUAUAAUAAUCUCAAACAGAAAAUAUAUAAAAUCUCAUCUUUUUACCCACUUUUUUCUAUACUUGUAUUAAUCUAAUAUUAAUAUAAUUAAUAUAACCCCCACCCAUUUUUUUUAAUCUGGUUUAUCAGGGUCACCCAGAGGAAAUGAUGUGAAGCAGAGACAAAUCAAGGACCACAAAGGCCCACCCUACACACACACUGGGCAAUUUUGAGUCACUACCUGACCUAGCAGUAUGGGACGGGGUUUAUGUUUGUGUUAGCCUUGCGAUGGUCUGAUGCCUUGUCUAGGGUCUGUUCCUGCCUUGUGCUCUGUGCUAGCUGAGAUUGGUUCUAAUGACCCUGUUCAGGACUAAGCAGGUUAGACAAUGAACAACUGACUCACCUAACCUAACAUGAACACAUCGUGGACAUCCAAACUGCCCCGAGUUAACUCAUGCAGGCACAAGAAGAAAGUGCAUACUAAAGACAGACAAUGACACAGUUGAGACUGCAGCUGGGGUCCAUUGAGCAUUGUGCUUAUCACUCGGCUUGCUCCCAAACAUGCACACAUUUCCCAUUGGGCUAACAAGCACAUACAUCUCUUGAGAUUAGAUGUAAACUAGCACACUUGAGAAAAGUCCAAAAGAUGUUGUUGAAACAUAUUAUAAACCCCCACCUCAUUCUCUUGCACAUAUUUACUUUAAAAAUGAUUGUUACUGUACAAUAAACAAUAUUUUUAUUUAUAGUUGAGUAAACAUUUUAAGAAGACAAUUUUGUCUGCAUGAAAUUAUUAAAUGUGGUUGAAGUUAUCAAAAAUGGGUUUCCAGUAGAACAUCUUCCUUUUUUUCUUCCUCCUGUUAUUUAAAUUGUGAUUUUUCCCCCUUACACAAAACAUCAUGUUUAACUAGCUGUCCCAAUUCUGCUCCCACUCCAUUGUAAUAAGUAAAGCAUUGUAUAUACAGUAAUUUGAAAUUAAAAAAGUAUUUUAACCCUUAA